Caenorhabditis remanei is the source of this 399-nucleotide messenger RNA. RefSeq lists its product as uncharacterized. The record is from RefSeq and is a predicted model, not a curated record. NCBI's taxonomy places the organism in Eukaryota, Metazoa, Nematoda, Chromadorea, Rhabditida, Rhabditidae. The transcript has 2 exons. The coding region runs from base 1 to 399 and encodes 132 amino acids.
AUGAUGUGGGCGAUGUUCAAAACAGCAGAAGAAGUUCCACGAGGAGCAAUUGUGAUAUCACAUAAAGUUAUACCAUAUCCGUCGGUGCUUGUUGAAAAGGAUGUUACGAGUAUUGUGUUGGACCCGAUGACGAAAGAAGUUCUGGGACAAUUGUGCAUGUUCGGGAGGUCGGAGGAAAUAGGUUCGGGAUGUGUCGCGAAACAUUCAUUCCUCGCUAGCGGAUUAGCACUCGUUGAUGGUGGACCGAUUAUAACAACCACUCUCCAACGUCUCAUCCAUAGACUCACGAUCGAUCGAAACUCCAAAAAACGAAAAGCCACAACGAAUCAUCAACUUUGUUUUAUCGCACACUUUGAGCCUUCAGCUUUCAUUUCAGAAUUUAUAGUGAAUAAUAAUUGA